This is a messenger RNA of Scleropages formosus (Asian bonytongue), 2015 nucleotides long. RefSeq lists its product as uncharacterized. Bases 110 to 1186 code for a protein of 358 amino acids. Gene Ontology annotation, biological process: cell adhesion. The record is from RefSeq and is a predicted model, not a curated record. Lineage: Eukaryota; Metazoa; Chordata; Actinopteri; Osteoglossiformes; Osteoglossidae. Gene Ontology annotation, cellular component: membrane. The transcript is spliced from 8 exons.
CUCUGAAAGUGAGAGGAAACCCUGAAGCCAGGGACACUCCCACCUCGACCCACCAGCAUACACCCAGGAAGGUGCGCAGACACACACGCACACGCGCUCGUACCCUCAGAUGCAGAAAAGGAUGGUGACCCCUGCGUUGAGAAUGAAUGGAACCUGGACAACAUUGGCCCUCGCUCUGGCUCUGCUGGCGCUCCUCUCUCGCAAUGCUGUGGUCUGUGAAGAUUUCCUAACGUUCGAAGACAAAGAAGAAAUUGACAAGUUGUUUAGUAUAACUUUCAAGCCAAAGAUAUUUCGAGGAGACGGAGAAGGUUCAUUCACUCGUAUAAUAUCCUCAGGAAAAGUGAACUUAUUUGAUCCCAGUGAUGUAGCUACUGAAGUGUACACUUUUAUGAAUAUGAUUACUACUUUCUGGGAUGUCACACCACCCCCUGGAGGUGAGGAUACCUGGAGGCAGUCUGAGGGUCCAGAGACCACUAUCCAAAAGCAUGGUAGCCGAGUAUUUACUGGAACAGUGAAGCCCUUUAGAGAAGACAGGCGGACAAUCCCAGGUGAUCUUGAUAAAAUCCAUAUAACCAAUUCAAAGGCUGAAAUUGUAUGUGUGGACAAGGAGAAGAUCAGCAACAGAGAUGCUGUGAAGCUGAACCUAAAAUUCAAAUCCAGUUGUGAGGAUACAAUAAACAGGAUGGCUGGCAUUAUCAGGCAUUUAUGCAGAGAAGACUGCAAGCUGGAAAUCUUCCAGGAAGAAGAUUCAGAUCAAGUUCUCGUUUCCGGCAAAACCGUUGAAGCUAAUGCAAAAUCCAUGGCAACCAAGUUUGAGAAAGAAGAUGUUAAAAACAAGCUGAGGGUGAAGGAGGCGGCUCCUUACUGGGGUAAACAUAACCCCGCCGUGCUGGUCUCCCUGCUGGUGGCUGGUUUGCUGCUGGCUGCUUUGCUCAUUGGUGGGUACGUGCUGAAGAAUCACCAUGGACGCAACGCCAAGGCCAUGAAGCUGGCUGAUGAGUCCUUCCAGGUGGAUGUGGAGAGCCAGGGGAACACGUUAGUGUCUGUGGCCCCUCUCCCUCAGGAACCCCAGCCUCCAGAGAAGCCCAGCAUCAACGGGGAGUCUCCAGAUGGUGGGAAGAGUCAGCCACCCCCCACCAACGGCCACCAGGGUCCCAAGACCCCUGUGGCAGACACAGAGCUGUGAAGUGCCGCUCUGAACCAUCCUGUACUCCCAAGAAUCCCCUUCCCUUAGAUAGAUCCAGCCUCCACGAGACAUAAGAGACUCAUUCAAAUGUCCAUCCCAACACACACACACACACACACACACACUCACACACACACGUGCUCUGUCUCUCUGAAGGCAUCGUACAUAUGCAUAGCUACAUUUUCUCACGAUGCCUGAUGAACAAAAUAUAGUUUAAACUAAAUGUAGUCUCGAUGAAGAAAAAAGUGACAAAGAAGGUAACAUGUAUUUUGAUGACCGAUAUAUAAAGAUAAAAAGUGGAGAGCUAUGAGAGGGUGGGAGGCAGCCCUCAGUGAGCAGAGGCGUUGGGCUUGCACCAUGUUUUGGACAUUGCUUCCCUUGCUUACAACUGACCUCAGUGACUCCACUACAACUCAUCCACUCCUGUUGGUACCACACAUGCCACUGCACUGUAAAUACAUACACUAAAAUAUGGAAAAAUGUUAUAAACAUAAGAUUUUGCCUUUUAAUUGUGUAUUUCAGUCUGAAGUCUGAACAUUGUAUGUUUCUUAACCUUCUAUAAUCAUCAGACAUGCUGACUUGAUUUCUUGCUGUUAAUAAGUAGGCUGUUUACAAAAUUCAGUUAGAGAGGUAUAUAUGUAAAGCUAUCAGUUACUUUUGUCUUAUUCACUUUAGUUUUGUUGUUAGGCCUAAAGUGCCUAAACAAUAUCAGCGCUAUUUAACAGUGCUUUGUCUCACACACCUGACAUUAACAGGUUCAGGAUGUGAGAGGUGAAGGAAGAAAAAUAAACUCUCGGUGUCAUUGAAAGGGUUGCCAAAACCACCCAAA